UUCCGGAUUUCAGCAACACUGCGCACCUCCUCCUCUGUGGAUUUCUUUUCCGGUCGGGUGACAAAAUGACGGGCUUUAGUGAAAAGCCAAUUUUGAUCGAUGGUCGUGGCCAUUUGUUGGGCCGCUUGGCGGCUAUCACAGCUAAGACCAUCCUCCAGGGAAACCGAGUCGUCGUUGUACGAUGCGAGCAAUUGAACAUCUCCGGCAAUUUCUUCAGGAAUAAAUUGAAGUUCAUGUCUUUCCUUCGUAAGAGAUGCAACGUAAAUCCAGCACGUGGACCCUUCCACUUCCGAGCUCCCAGCAAAAUUUUCUGGAAGACAGUAAGAGGAAUGAUUCCACACAAGACUGAGAGGGGAAAACAGGCUCUUAGACGUUUGAAAUGCUACGAGGGCUGCCCACCCCCCUAUGAUCGCAGAAAACGUCUCGUUGUUCCUGGCGCCAUGAGGGUCAUGUGCCUCAAGCCAGGCAGAAAGUACUGUCACGUGGGUCGUCUGUCCCACGAAGUUGGAUGGAAGUACAAGGCGGUGGUUCGCACCCUGGAGAACAAGAGGAGAGUCAAAUCUAUCCUCGAAGUACAGAAGAGAGACAAGCUCAAGAAACUCACGAAGGAGGCUGGACAGAAGGUCGCCAAGAGCGCUGCACCCUACACUGCUAUCAUCAACAGUUUUGGAUACAAUUAAGGAUGUCAUGAAGAUAAUAAAGCCUUAUAAAAAAAA
This is a messenger RNA of Diachasma alloeum, 716 nucleotides long. RefSeq names its product 60S ribosomal protein L13a (gene RpL13A). Gene Ontology annotation, biological process: translation; negative regulation of translation. The coding region runs from base 66 to 680 and encodes 204 amino acids. The transcript is spliced from 6 exons. Gene Ontology annotation, cellular component: ribosome; cytosolic large ribosomal subunit. The record is from RefSeq and is a predicted model, not a curated record. Lineage: Eukaryota; Metazoa; Arthropoda; Insecta; Hymenoptera; Braconidae. Gene Ontology annotation, molecular function: mRNA binding; structural constituent of ribosome.